Molecule: messenger RNA, 2108 nt
Organism: Ruditapes philippinarum (Manila clam)
Lineage: Eukaryota; Metazoa; Mollusca; Bivalvia; Venerida; Veneridae
Exons: 7
Coding region: 197-1348 (383 amino acids)
Source: RefSeq, a predicted model, not a curated record
AAUUAGGAAGUUUAGAAACAUGAUAUCGACGCUUUUGAAUACGUUUGUUUUUAAAAAUAGUGAAUAAACAAAAGAAAAUCUUUACCUUUAAUGGUUAACGAGCGUGUCGGUGUAUAAAAUUGGCGGUUGUUAACACCGAAAUUAUUUUGAUUAUAUUUCUUCCGGGUGAAAAUAAGUUUUAUACUUCUUCGGUAGAAUGAAUAAAGUUGCAUAUAAAUCAUUCAUGGUUUUAUACAUGGUACAGUGCAUAUCAGCACAACUGUCAUCAGUAGAAGAAAAAAGAAAUGAAACACACUGUGAUACCGGCAAUGUUAACAUAAACUGUGGAAGCUCAGUGAUAGCUGUUGAUUCUAUACUGUAUGGAUAUGAUGCGACUUGUGAUUCGAUUUGUUGCGACUUCAAUACAGACCAUUGUUUAGAAAGUGCGACGACGCCGGAUAGAAGUGAUGCUAGGCGUCAAUGUUCUGGAAAAUCGUCCUGCACUAUUGACCUCGGAGGGGUCCGAGCCUUUUGUUCUCUAGGAACGCACGAACCUUCCUAUGUUACAAUUUAUUAUUAUUGUAUUCCUUCUGAAAGGAAGUUAUCCGUAUGUUCAAGUGACACAAUACAGUCAUCGAGUUCACCACUUUAUUUAACAAAUAAAGAUUAUCCAGGUGUGACAACAGGCGGAUCAACGUGUUCUUGCUCUCUAGAAAUAUAUGAUUGUUCAUCUAGUGUUAACUUAUAUAUCAUUGACGCUGAUUUGUAUUUGGAUACAUCAAACUGUGAACAAAGACUAGAAAUAUGGGACAGUUUAAACGUGACAUUACAGGAGAUCAAAUGUGAAAGUUACUAUGGAUCUGACAUAACCACUCACACUCUAAACAAGCAUUAUAUCACUAUUAACUUUUUGGACAAUUCCAAUGCUAACCAGGAAGGAUUAUUUUUUCUUGGAUUUGCUGCUUCAGCAAUCAAUACUCAAUUCAGUCUCAGCUGCUCUUCUGUACCGGAGACUCGAUGUAUUGAUUGUGCUUCAGUAAUUGAUAUUAAUAAUGGGAAUGCUUCAUUAAUCGUUGAGAACGACUCAUCUAAUGGAGCUCGUGCAAAAGUGAUUUGUGAAGACGGAUAUAACACUACAAAACCGACGAUCGAAUGUUUAGACACGGGUUUGUGGGAAACAAGUACCUGUAUUGCUUAUGGUAACGGUGAUAUAGACGCAGAUGAAAAUAAAGAUGGUGGACAAGAUUUUGCAAUAUGGAAAAUAAUUCUUAUUGUCCUAGCUGUAGCUGUAGCUCUAAUAGCAGUGCUGAUUGUUGUCAGAUACUGUACAAACUGUAAACGUGAUAAAGAUACAACCCACCACAACUGAAGGUGUAUGGUGCACAAUUACUAUCAAAACUCAAAAGGGGAUGCUCCGUCGUCCGUCGUCAUUUUUCAUCAUUCAUCUUCUUCUCUUAAAGCGCUGGGAAAAUUUACAUGAAAUUUGGUCUGUAGUUUCCUUGUGACAGUCAUACUUAUAUUUGCUCAUAUCCUUCGAAUUGGCCUAUGUUUGGGUCAAAAGAGCUAAAAAUAUAAGAACAAAAUCACUUAAAACAUUUUUGUACCGAAUUAAUCGAUGGAUUAUCACCAAACUUUGCGUGUAGCAUUCUUAGGUAGUUUAAUAUCAGAUUUGUUCUUAAUAAUUUGAUCCGCCCAUUGUAGAGACCACUUAAGCUUAAAAUAGAAACAAACCUUAAAAAAUAUAUAUUUCUUCCGACCUAAUUGAUGGGUGAUCACCAAACUGUGCCUGUAGCAUUCACGGCCCUCUUUUUUCUUAAGCCUUAGGGAUCAUCUUCAGGCAUCAAAUAUAUGUUCUUUAUCAUCAACCCCGUCUUAUGUGACACGAUUCUCUAGAAUCAAUAUCUUAAGAAUAAUCUCAUGGACUUUCCUAUUAAAUGUUACUUUUCACAAUAACAUCUUUAUUUCUUAAGAUAUGUACCUAUGUAUUUCAAAUUUCAUACAUUUGUUACUUAUCCUCACGGGUCAUUACUCAAGGGUCAAUAUUCAGAAUUAUCUUCUUGAUAAAUUUGUAACUUUCCUUAUUUUGUCUGUAACUUAUAUACUUCCUCAGGGAUUAAAUUAAGACUUCA